UAAGGGCACAUUUACUUUUCUCGGCCAAGAUGUCUUCCUGGUUUGGUGAAACGGUGCUCUGCCUUCCCCUUUAAAUGUAUUUUGGACCAAUGCAAAAGUUGUGGUCAUGGGAUUAAAAUAACUAACAUCGAUUUAUUGAGGAAGGUUUAUUUAAGAGGGAAUCCUUGUUAUUCCGACGCGUUUCAACGCGGCAGCCCAGUAAACUUUCAUUCUGUUGAGCUGCUCUGACUCGUCUGCCGGUGUUAAACAGGAUACCUGGCUGUGGAAUGGCUUUGCUGACCUUGCACAGAACGCCAUCUAUUAGCACGACACCGGAUGAGCUCAUCCCAAGACGAGGAAGACUUCAGAAAAGAGAAAGUUUCGCCCUGGUAAAGGGGGCAGUGCUCCUGGUGGAAGAGGGAGAGAGGGAGGGAUUACAUGAAGAAACCGUACCCCCUCUACUUGGUCCUAGGCAAGGAGGCCGAGCCUCUGACACUCAGCGCAGACAUUUGCAUGCAAUGAUUUCGUUACUACGACCAGAGGACACAGUCAAACUGGCUGUGCGUUUGGAGUCAUCAAGCCCAGUCAGAUUGAGAUAUUUGCUUAUAGUUGGCACACUUGACAAAAAACAGGAGAGCCUACUACUUGGCAUGGACUUUCCAGGCUCAAACAGUGAUGAGUGCACUGUUGGUCUUGUCUUGCCAAUAUGGAGUGACACACAGGUUUACCUAGAUGGAGAUGGAGGUUUCAGUGUGACAUCUGCAGAAGUGACACGAAUCUUUAAGCCUGUGUCCAUUCAGACGAUGUGGUCGGUGUUACAGGCACUGCAUGGCUGCUGUGAACGGGCCGUGCGUGGAGCUGUCAUACCUGGCUGCGGGCUGGAGUGGGCACAACAUUACAGAGAAAAUGUGGAAUCUGACCAGCACUGCCUUAAUGAAUGGGGAGCUAUGACUGGCCUGGAGUCAGUCAGGAGGUACACCGUAGGAAAUUCAGCAUCCAAUCGGGAGUCAGUGGAGAGGGAGAUCAAAGCCCAACUACGAGAUAUCAUGAGAACUGAGGACUUGGAAAACAUUACCUCAAAGCAGGUGCGAACGGCCCUGGAGACCAGAAUAGGCAUAGACAUGAAGGACUACAAGGAGUAUAUUGACAACGAGAUGAUGGUCACGAUGGCGCAGAUGGACAAACCUUCCAGAAUAUUGGACUACCUUUACCUGGGUUCAGAAUGGAAUGCUGCCAACUAUGAAGAACUACAUAAGAACAAUGUGGGCUACAUCCUGAAUGUUACCAUGGAGAUUGACAACUUUUUCCCAGAAUGCUUCACCUAUAUGAAUAUUAGAGUUUACGAUGUGGAGGCGACCGACCUACUCUCACACUGGAAUAACACAUACACGUUCAUCAGUGAAGCAAGGAAGAGUGGACAGGCCGUACUAGUGCAUUGUAAGAUGGGCGUCUCUCGCUCUGCCUCCACAGUAAUUGCUUUCCUGAUGAAGCAGCAGGGCUGGACUUUAGACCAAGCCCUCAUCCACGUGAGAGAAAGACGGCCUAUAGUGCAGCCCAAUGACGGUUUCCUAAAACAGCUGCAUACGUAUAGUGGCAUCCUCAGUGCCAGUAAACAGCGUCACAGUGCCCUCUGGAGGAGGAAAUCCAAGUCAGAUGUCCGUCAGCCGUCUGUCCACAACGAAACAGCCACAGGGAGUGAACAUGAACAGAAAGAGGAAGAAUCAGAGAGCCCAGAUGAAGAGGAAGGCAGUGAAGAGGAGACGGAUGUCUUUGAGCAGUUUGAUGAGAGCAUUCCUGAUACCCAUGGGGCAGAGACGGCCACAUCCAACCCACUUAUUACCAUUCAAGAAAGUGAUAAGAUGUCAUCCAGCCCCAGCAGAAGUGGCAGGAUGGAUUUGUUUUCUCUUAUGCAGUCUAUCCAACUUGACGAUGAUGACCGAGACAGGAUUGAGAAAGAGCGAUAUUCUCCUGCACAACGAAGGCGGAGUCACGGAAGGAGGGGCUUGACUCAUCAGAAAAAACAUGUUGAUGUUUCUCCUGGACCAAGCUGCAGACAGCCACAGAACACAAAUCAGGAUGAAGCCGGUCUCUGAAGCGCUUAAAGGGCUCGUGUUAAGAAAUAUGGAGAGACGGGAAUAAAAAAGUGAUAAGGUGAGGAAAGGGAUCACAAAUUAGUGAUGCUAAUAUAAAGGACACUCUUGCACACUAGACUUAGCCUUCUGAUUGUAUCAUUCCAAGUUCUUUGAAGGGAAUCUGUUCAUAUAAUUGCUGGAUAGAUGACUUCGCUUGGAGGCAACACACAAAAGCACAUGGUUACAUAUCAAUAGAUAUCUUACUUAUUUUCCUGUACCUGCCCAUCGUCUCAGCUGGAUUGUAAAAAAAUAUCUACAACAGCUGGUUUCUGUCAGCCACCCAUUGUCAAGUGAGUACUGAUAAAGGAACCGUUUUCCUCAGAGCAUUAUCAUUCUAAUUGUCACCUUGUGCCUUUUGAUAUUUCUGUAUCCUUUGCACCUUCAUACUGAGCCAUAAAAUUCAGUUUACUUAACAGAUUUUAAUAUGAUAUUAUAGAUGGAGUGGACUUUUUUUUUUUUUUUUUUUUUGCUGUAUUUCUCAUUAUACGGAAAUACGAACAAUCCUCUUAUAGCAUUGUUUCAUGUUGUUCUUAAGAAGAGUGUGAUCUCACUCAUUUUAUGAGUCCUAUGCAAUAAUCCACUUUAUAGCUGUUUUCUCUCAUUGAAUGUGAAGCUUUAGAUUGGCUCUGUGGAGAUCAGUAGUUGAAAAAGUGUUGAUAAAGCAAUCAAGGAUUAAACGUUUUAGUAUUCCGUGUAAAAUACCAUUCAAAAGUUUUGGGUCAGUAAGAUUUUUUUUCGUAAAAAAAAAAAGACUAUUAGUAUUUUUUUUUUUUUUUAGCAAGGACACUUUUAAUAGUUUGAAAGUGACACUAAAGACAAUGUUAUAAAAUGUAUAUAUGCGCAUGCAUAUGCUUAAUAUAAAAAUGUAUUCCAUGGUUUCCUUAAAAGCAAUUGUUUAAAACAUUGAUAAUAAAAAGAAAUGUUUCUUGUGCAGUAAAUAAGCAUAUUAGAAUGAUUUCUGAAGGAUCAUGACACUGAAGUAUUGAGCUUUACCAUCAUUUUAAAACGUAUAGAAAAAUAUUAUUUUAAACAUUACUUUUGAUCAUAAUAAUAUUGCUCAAUAUCACUGUUUUUAUUGUAUUUUUUAAUCAAAUAAUUUCAGGUGUUGAGACUUCAUUCAGAGAAAAAAAAAAAAAUCAUACUGACCCCAAGCUUUUGAGUUAUUAGACAGAUAUUGUUAAAUAUUUAAGGUGUCAGGCAUAUUUUUGAAAUUUGGAGCUAUUUUCCACAUCUUUUUCAAUUAAACAGAUGUUGUCUAAUAUUUGUUUUUGUUUUUUAACCUGUAUAGUAUGCAGGAAACAAAACCUAGAAGACCUGAGUAUUUUCCGUAAUUUGUAUUUGCCAUAUGUGCCAUGAUCUGUUUAAUUCAUUCUGCAUGAUGGUUCAGUGCCUUUAGUUUAUAGAGGUGGACCAAAAUAACUACUUUUGUUGGUUUUAAUGUUCAUGCAGUUAAAACGAACACAACUAACUCCUACAUAAUACUUGUCUUUAGCUAAAGGGGUGGUUGAUUUGUGUCUUUGCAUGAUGUCUCAUGACUGUAUGCAUGCUGUUUGUUCUGUAUGCAAGCCUGUCUUUGUGGAGCACGAGUCCUGUAAGUAUAAAGUAUAUAUAUACAAUCUGCUGUAAAACAUUUGUUAAAACGUGUAUAGUCAUUGCACAAAGUGCCAAUGUUGUGAAACCAAAGUUAUGUUGUGGAAUGUUCUUAGUAUUGAGACACCACUGGUUUUGCAGUUAUUUUCCACAAGAAUGUCUUAAAUUGUGUGUUAGUGAUGCUAAUAACCCACAGCCUUCAAAGUGCUGAUUUUCCUCACCUUGUGUAUAAUGUGCCAUGCCUUAUCAAUAUCAAAAACAGUAAUGCAUUUUAUUCUAAUGCAACUCAGUUUCAUUGUUGGUAUCAGAUGGGGUUAAAUAUCAAGUCAAAGUUGCUGUUGCUUUUUUUUCUAUUUAUGCAACCUUAACAUGUAUCUUUUUGAUUUGAUAUACAAGGUUGUCUGUGCUUUAAAAAUUAAAUUGAAUUCAUAAUGGGAGCUUGAGAAAUAUC
Messenger RNA from Pimephales promelas (fathead minnow), 4152 nucleotides. RefSeq names its product protein phosphatase Slingshot homolog 3. The record is from RefSeq and is a predicted model, not a curated record. Gene Ontology annotation, biological process: protein dephosphorylation; negative regulation of actin filament polymerization. NCBI's taxonomy places the organism in Eukaryota, Metazoa, Chordata, Actinopteri, Cypriniformes, Leuciscidae. Gene Ontology annotation, molecular function: phosphatase activity; actin binding.